This is a messenger RNA of Ostertagia ostertagi, 1149 nucleotides long. The record is from the annotation of a GenBank genome assembly. Lineage: Eukaryota; Metazoa; Nematoda; Chromadorea; Rhabditida; Trichostrongylidae.
AUGUUAUUCACCUGGACGACACUUCUUUUGGCUCUGGCUGUGCUAGCGAACGCUGUUCCGCUUGGACUCGUACAAAUCGCCUGUGCACGAAAUCCGAAACCCGCUUUUUGCGACUCUCAUAUUCUAGGUUUACCUAACGGUGGCCUUCCAUCAACAACCAGCACAACGACAUCUAAACCUAUAGAACUCCCAGAAUACAGCGGAAACGAUGAGGACUUUGUUCGUUGGCUUAACGACCAAAACGAUGAGCUGGAGGUCACCGUUGACGAACGCGAAAGUAAUCAAGCAAAACAUGCUGACAAGAAAGAAUACUGUGCCAAAUACAAGGCUAAUUUUGGUAAUUACUGCAAGAACGGAAUAGAAGGAAAAUUGGAAGGUGUUCUACCGCAAUUCUGUGCCCUCUACGUUCAACAGUGCGGAGAAAGUACAAGCGAAUUUCCGAGACCUGGUCCUCUUCUCAAGGCGAAGAAAGGAACCGCUGAGGCACCAGUCAAAGCUGCUGAUCCACCUACUCAAGUUGUUGGUCCCCUACCUACUCAUGCCGCUUCCGAAGCAGCGAAAUCUGCCGAAACAGCGGGUUUCAAAGGUGGCGUGCUCAUGUACUGCGAAAAGUUCGCCGAUCAAUUCAAGCACUUCUGUGAAGGAGCACAACGGUCGGAGUUUGGGAAAGCCAAUGAAUUCUGCGCAUCCUACCGUGACAGCUGCAAAAUGUCAGAACCGUCACCAACCUCGAAAAUACCAGCAGAUUUGGGAAAACCAGAAUCGUCAGCAGCUGGUGGAGCUACAGAAUCUACGGAAGAAACUGAGGAAACUAAUCCGAAACCUUUGAGAGGUCCACCGGCAGCUCCAGUUCCGGAAUCCACGCCCGUCCCGAAAGUUCCAGAAUCCCCGAAAACGUCGAGUGGAAAGCCCGGAAGCACUGAAGACUCCGAGGAAUUACCUGAUUCAGCCGAGAUUGGAGCGGGUUCACAGAGCAGUGCCGAACAGGAGAAACAGGACAAAGAGCACGAAAAGGACCCGAAAGUACAGAAGUACUGCGAAGACUUCUCUGAGAAUUACAAUUUCUACUGUGCCGGUGACCAGUCAACUGGACACGAGAAAUUCUGCCGAUCAUUCCGCACCAAUUGUCCGCAUAAGCUGAGCUCGUAG